Molecule: messenger RNA, 1676 nt
Organism: Anastrepha ludens (Mexican fruit fly)
Lineage: Eukaryota; Metazoa; Arthropoda; Insecta; Diptera; Tephritidae
Gene: Gint3
Product: UBX domain-containing protein 6
Exons: 6
Coding region: 34-1341 (435 amino acids)
Cellular component (GO): cytoplasm
Molecular function (GO): protein binding
Source: RefSeq, a predicted model, not a curated record
UUUAGAGCAACUUCUGAUUUUGAAGUAAGAAAUAUGUCUAAAAUCAAAAAAUUCUUUUCUCGCAAAAAGGAGGAGGCCGCGUUUAAGCUUAAACUUGGCGGCGGUAUGGGGCAGGGUCGUGCUUUGAACGCAGCAGCUCCACCUCCGAAUACUUCAAGCUCUAAAUCAGGUAGCAGUUAUGUCGCACCCAAACGUCAGGAACUAAGCUCUGAGGCACGUGCUGCAGCUGCUGCUGCGCUUGCUCGCAAUGAAAAAAAAGAAUCUAAAGAUUUCAACACAUCAUUGGCGGCCAUUAAAGCGCAGGCUAAACGUGAGCUGGAAGCGGAACAGAAAAUAAGAGCAGACGAAGAGAGUGUGUCCUCGGGUGCCUCAAGCACAACGACAGCGAAAAAAAAUUUGGCCUGUGAAGGAGUAUUCUUUCGCUGCCCGCUGAUUGGAGAGGAAAUCUUGCCACGAAAAGAAUGGAAGGCGAGAAUAAAAGAAUUUCUUUAUCAACAAAUGGAGUUUGAACGCGCAUUAACCGCAUGUCUGAUAAUUUGUAACUGCAAUACACGCGAAAAGGCUGAUGACUGCAUUCAAACAAUUACGAAAUAUCUUGAAAACAUACAUAACCAUCCUGAUGAAGAGAAAUACUAUAAAAUUAGAAUGUCCAAUAAAAUUUUUAGCGAGAAAGUGCGUUAUGUAGAGGGAGCUUUAGACUUCUUGCUAGCAGCUGGAUUUCGUGAAAUCGAAAUCGAUGGCGAACCCUUUCUACUUUGGUCUAAGGAAAAUGUUGAUAAUAACUAUGACUUGCCUACAUUGCUUGAUGCACUGAAAAAUGCUGAAACUAUAGAAUUGGCAUUGGAUAGAAAUAUUAGAGUUCUUAUGCCGUCACAGGCGCGUAGUGUUGAACUGCCUGAUGAUUUUUAUCGCAUCUCGCCAGAGGAGAUAAAACGUGAACAACAGCUCCGUACCGAAGCGAUUGAGAGUGCACAAGUAUUGCGAACAAAGGCAAUGCGCGAGCGCGAAGAACAACGUAAUUUGCGUAUGUAUCGAUUCGCAUUGAUUCGAGUUAAGUUCCCAAAUGGGAUUUACAUACAGGGUACUUUUAAUGUUUACGAGAAAAUUAGGGAUAUUUUUGAAUUUGUGCAGUCCUGUCUCAUCGACGAAAACUUGGAAUUCAAUUUGGUGGUUACCAAUGGCGUCAAAUUCACCGACGAAGACAUGGAGAGCACUUUAUACGACUUGCGACUCAUUCCAAACAUUGUGCUGCUUUUUACGAUUCCUCACGCAACCGCCUCAAUGGCAGCUGAUAUAAAUUUUCUAAAGGAAGAGUUGCUAAUGUUGGUGCAGAAGAUGUGAAGUGUGCCGGCUACAAUUUGGAGGAAUCCUGUGUUGACUUAGUACUAUCGCAUAUAUUAUAUUUAUAUUAUGACUAUUACAGUAGUUACUAUUUAAUUUAUAUUUAUAAACGUUUAAAAUUGGAUUUUUCCCCUUAGUAAAAUCUUGGCGUGUGCUGGUAUUGUCAUAUUUUUGCUACACACAGUUUCAGUUAUUAGCAGUGAUUAAAUAGGAGAAUUAAAAUCCAAUGUUUUUAAUGACACUUAGAGUUGUAUUGUAAUCGGUUUUUAUUUGCGUUCGUAACACUCAUCGUAAAACUACAUAAAUAAAUAUUAAUUUGAAUUAAUCCAUCGUAA